Seminavis robusta is the source of this 1265-nucleotide messenger RNA. The record is from the annotation of a GenBank genome assembly. NCBI's taxonomy places the organism in Eukaryota, Bacillariophyta, Bacillariophyceae, Naviculales, Naviculaceae.
AACCGUGACUCAGUGCGUCGACUGGACAGCCCCCGUUGAUCCCCCCUUUCCAAAUGGGGGUCAGAGCUCACAGCGCCCGAAAAGGAUCCGAAAUCCGAAAGCGAGAAGCCUUCUCCUACCAUUACCAAGGAGAAGGCACGCAAAGAAGAGCCCAUAUCGAGAUGAGUUCCGCUCCACCCAACGACAGCAAUCAUUCGAGCUACGGCAGUGGCAAUGGGGGCUCUGGCGCUCAGGAUACAGAAGGGUUGCCUCUAACAGACCAGGAACAAGAAGAUCCAGAAUCGGAAGAAUUUGGUACCCCGAAUGUCGACCGAGCUCUGCGCGAGUGGAGGCAGGAACUGGCACGAUGGCAAACCAUGGCGUCCUUGUUGGCACAUGCACUCGCUCUCAUAAUGUCUCUAUUGGUCCUGUGGUGGGUGCACCUCUUGGGUGGCUUGGCCUGGAGCGCUGGAAAAGCCAAACAGGUCUUCUUAUGGCAUCCACUAUUAAUGAUUCUGGCAUAUGCUUUUAUGACAGUCGCAGCAUUAUCCUUUCGAUUUCCCUACCAAAGCUCCAGUCGAAGAAUUGUCAAGCUGGUACACGGAUCUUCCUGGGCAGUGGCCGCCAUUUUUGGCUGCAUUGCCCUGAUUGCUGUUUUCCGGUCCCACAAUGAUGCUAAGAGUGGAUUCAUUGCCAACCUCUACAGCUUUCAUUCCUGGCUCGGACUGGGAGUUGUGGGGCUCUACGUACUACAAUUUCUCGCGGGAUUUUUUGCCUUUUGGUGGAAUGUUCCGCAGUUCUCGGCCGUCACCAAAGCCAAAAUUUUGGCCGUUCACGCAUAUUUGGGACCAUUUCUGCACAUGGCCGUAGCCGCAACAAUCUUGCUGGGAAUUCAAGAAAAGGAAGGAUUUGUGGGUUGUGGCUACAAGGUAGAUAAGGCGGAUUUAUUUCCCCUUGCUCAUCUCGGCUUGAUCCCUCAUCCGUGUUUGGUGAGCCAUGCACUUGGAAUUGCCGUGUUUGCGACCGCUCUGUGCACCAGCUUUGCUCUGCACAACUUUGGAACCAGCUAGAUCGUCGCAUUGCUGCAACAUGUUGGGAGAAACGGUGACGAGUUUCCUGACACGAGAGUUCGACGUAACAAUUCACCACGUCGGUUUUCCGUAAUUACUUUUGCUGAUCUCCAUCUGGCUACGGUAGGCUUUUGCUAGGAUUGCAAGCUGAUAUUAGAAUGGGAAGACUAAGAUUAUUUUACUAUCACCUGAACCAAAUAAACCAACUAAUCAUGC